Molecule: messenger RNA, 1553 nt
Organism: Sorex fumeus (smoky shrew)
Lineage: Eukaryota; Metazoa; Chordata; Mammalia; Eulipotyphla; Soricidae
Gene: LARP6
Product: La ribonucleoprotein 6, translational regulator
Biological process (GO): RNA processing
Cellular component (GO): nucleus
Molecular function (GO): mRNA binding
Source: RefSeq, a predicted model, not a curated record
AUGGCCCAGGCGGACGAGGAGGCGCUGCCCGGGCCCGCGCCCGCCGUGCAGAUCCGCGUCGCCAUCCAGGAGGCCGAGGACGCGGGCGAGCCCGAGGACGGCGGGGACGGCGCGGGGGCGCGGGGCGCGGGGGACCCGGCGCGCUACCUGAGCCCCGGCUGGGGCAGCGCCAGCGAGGAGGAGCCGAGCCGCGGGCCCAGCAGUGCCCCAACGAGCGGGGGCGAGAAUGAGCGAGAUGAGCUGGAGCAGGAGUGGAAGCCCCCGGACCCAGAGCUGAUCAGGAAGCUGGUAGAGCAGAUUGAGUUCUACUUCUCAGACGAAAACCUGGAGAAAGAUGCCUUCCUUCUCAAGCACGUGCGGAGGAACAAGCUGGGCUACGUGAGCGUUAAGCUCCUCACAUCGUUCAAGAAGGUGAAGCACCUCACACGGGACUGGAGAACCACCGCGCACGCCCUGAAGUACUCCGUGAUCCUGGAGCUGAAUGAGGAUCAGCGGAAGGUGAGGAGGACCACCCCCGUCCCACUCUUCCCCAACGAGAACCUCCCCAGCAAGAUGCUCCUGCUCUAUGACCUCUACCUGUCCCCCAAGCUCUGGGCCCUGGCUGCGCCCCAGAAGAAUGGCAGGGUGCAGGAGAAGGUGAUGGAGCACCUCCUCCAGCUCUUCGGGACCUUCGGGGUGAUCUCGUCUGUGCGGAUCCUCAGGCCCGGGAGGGAGCUGCCCCCUGACAUCCGGCGCAUCAGCAGCCGCUACAGCCAGGUGGGGACCCAGGACUGUGCCAUCGUGGAGUUCGAGGAGGUGGAGGCGGCCAUCAGGGCCCACGAGUUCAUGGUCACCGAGUCACAAGGCAAGGAGACCAUGAAAGCUGUCCUGAUCGGGAUGAAGCCACCCAAGAAGAAGCCUGCCAAGGACCGGAACCAGGACGAGGAGCCCGCUGCGAGCGUCCACCUCAACAAGUCCCCAAACAAGAGGAUCGAGGAGCUGCAGUACCUGGGCGACGAGUCCUCAGCCAACAGCUCCUCCGACCCCGAGAGCGACCCCACGUCUCCCAUGGCCGGCCGGCGGCACCCACUCAGCAACAAGCUGGUCCCCGCCGGCCACCAGAAUCUCUUCUUAAGUCCCAGUGCCUCCCCCUGCUCCAGCCCCUGGAGCAGCCCCUUGGCCCAGCGCAGAGGGGUCCCCAGGAAGUCCCCCCUGGCUGAGGAGACCAGGCCGAACUGCAGUGCCAGCCCCGAGGCCCUGCGCACAUGCACGGAUUACUCCUCCGACAGCAGCGUCACGCCCUCGGGCAGCCCCUGGGUGCGAAGGCGCCGCCAGGCCGAGCUGGGGACACAGGAGAGGAGCCCGGGAGCCAGCCCCCUGCUCUCCCGGAGGAUGCAGACUGUGGAAGGGGUGCCUGUGGGUGUGCUGCGGUGGCCCCGGGGCCCGGACGACACCCGGGGCUUCCACGGGGGGCAUGAGAGGAGCCGGGCCUGCGUGUAGACACCGUCUGGUUUUCAUGAGCAGCCCCCUUGGUGUUCAAGGGCGCGCACAACACCUGGCAUGACCUAGCUGAC